UGACCAACAGUCGAGAUUAUUCAGGUCGUCACCUUCGCCGUAUUACUUUACCCAGGAGUCGACAUUAUCGCAGUUCGCAAGGAAGAUCAUCUGGAGCUCGCGUUCAGAGCUUCUCUCUUCAUUGCUUCUUCUUCUCUGAGAAGUGGCUGUUUCAGAUUGUGCAGUGACGAACAUGGCUGAAGGGAGCUCCCUUAUCGCGAAAGAUGUCACGGAGAUAAUUGGCAAGACGCCCCUAGUGUACCUCAACCAUGUGGUGGAGGGUUGUGUUGCCCGAAUUGCUGCGAAGCUCGAAAUGAUGGAGCCCUGCUCAAGUGUCAAAGACAGGAUUGGAUAUAGCAUGAUUGCAGAUGCUGAGGAAAAGGGUCUCAUUAAACCGGGAGAGAGUGUUCUGAUUGAGCCUACCAGUGGCAACACCGGAAUAGGGCUGGCAUUUAUGGCUGCUGCUAAGGGUUAUAAGCUUAUAAUUACAAUGCCUGCUUCAAUGAGCCUUGAAAGAAGAACCAUUCUCCGCGCUUUUGGAGCUGAGCUGAUCCUCACAGAUCCAGCCAGGGGCAUGAAAGGUGCUGUUAAAAAGGCUGAAGAGAUCGUGGAAAGAACACCCAAUGCAUACAUGCUUCAGCAAUUUGAAAACCCUGCUAAUCCCAAGAUCCAUUAUGAAACAACCGGACCAGAGAUCUGGAAAGGCUCGGGAGGCAAAGUUGAUGCCCUCGUUUCUGGGAUAGGAACUGGAGGCACAAUAACCGGAGCAGGAAAAUACCUGAAGGAGCAGAACCCAGAGAUCAAGCUCUAUGGCGUGGAACCUGCGGAAAGUGCAGUAUUAUCGGGUGGCAAUCCUGGUCCGCAUAAAAUACAAGGCAUCGGUGCUGGCUUCAUCCCUGGAGUGCUUGAUGUGAAAUUACUUGAUGAAGUUGUUCAAGUAUCAAGUGAAGAAGCUAUUGAAACUGCCAAGCUUCUUGCAGUGAAGGAGGGUUUGCUGGUCGGGAUAUCGUCGGGUGCAGCUGCUGCAGCUGCAAUUAAUAUUGCAAAGAGGCCAGAAAAUUCAGGAAAGCUCAUUGUGGUGGUCUUCCCGAGCUUUGGAGAGCGUUAUUUGUCUACUGUGCUGUUUCAAUCCGAGAAGCAGGAGGCAGAGAAUAUGCUCUAUGAACCUUGACUAAUUUCCUCAAUGUGUUGACAUACUUUGAUUUGGUUUAAUUGACACAUCAAGAAGAAAUUCCAGCCGGCACAUUCUGAUGAAGAUUUGUCCUCUGUGACAAGUACACAAUAACUCGCUGCGGGGACAUGUAUGUUUCUUUUUGUUUCCCCCCUUCAGUUUUUUUCUUCGCUUGUGCAAAUAAAACUGAUCAGGCUGGCCGCGGAGAGUUAUGUUCGUACUGUACUCUUCCGACUUUCUAAACUUUCGUGUGAGUUUUCAUAAUCCUCUUGUGAGUAUAACCUUCUGCGUUCGGUGAAGGGGAAAGGUGACGAUUCAUAGGUAGGAUCUACUCUUUGACUUCCUCCACUGGCCAUGCUUUCUGUAAUCGAAUUAGCCAUAUGCAUAAAGCUGAUAGCAGUUCCAUCUCA
Syzygium oleosum is the source of this 1560-nucleotide messenger RNA. Its product is annotated as cysteine synthase-like. The transcript has 11 exons. The record is from RefSeq and is a predicted model, not a curated record. NCBI's taxonomy places the organism in Eukaryota, Viridiplantae, Streptophyta, Magnoliopsida, Myrtales, Myrtaceae. Gene Ontology annotation, cellular component: cytoplasm. The coding region runs from base 173 to 1150 and encodes 325 amino acids. Gene Ontology annotation, molecular function: cysteine synthase activity.